GAGUGGUCUCAUUCUACAACCAAAGUUUAUUCUCUUACAAUUAAUGUUUUUAGAUGUUUCUGUCAUGUUCUGUUCUUUUCAUUCCUUAUCCUUUGUUUAUGAACUUGUCAUUAUCUAAUGUUAUUAUUUGCUGUAUUUGAUACUUGUCCAAAGAACUUUGAACUGUGGGGUCUGAGACCAAUUUUGGUACUUCCUUACACAAACCACUGGCUGAUUCUAGUUUGAAGCAGUACAAGUUUGUUUGUGGAACUGAGUGGCAACAAAGCAGCUUUCUGAGAGGAAAUGGGACAGUUGAAGCACUGUGUUGAAGCCGGGAAGAGGCAACCUCCUAACCUAGAGAUUCAAAAUUCACUAAAGCAAGAGCCUGUCAUGGAUCUGAUGAAAGAAGUUGCAUUACUUGAGCUUGAAAUUGUGUAUUUGGAAAGAUGUCUUCUCUCAAUGUAUAGGAAAAAAUUUGAUCAAGAAGUAUCAUCUCUGUCAACUAUGGAUGAGACGCUGAAAUCCAAUUCAAGCAUGCACAAAGGAAAAUUUGCAGAAGUUCCUGGACAUGAGAUCACGUCAAAGAAAGACAAUUCAGUUAUUCAUUCAAGACAUCAUGUCUCACCUCUAAAUUCUGUUGAUAAUCGAUCUGAUGACCUUGGUGACAAGUGGGCAUAUCAUGGACUGGUAAAUACUAGUAUUCACCGCAGCCACUCCUCACUAUCUCACCGUUCAGCUAGAUUCUCUCCUCCUGUGAAAUGUCUGGCUAAUGCCAUAGAUUCACACUAUUCUCUUCCUCUGUCAAUGCUAAAGAAAGCUCAGAGCAGUAAUCCUGAUCAUAUUGGGACCUGUACAUGUAAUCAUGGUCUAGAAACACCGAAUGAUCUUUCGGAGGAGAUGAUCAGGUGCAUAUCUGCUAUUUACUGUGAACUUGCAGACCCGCCUCUGAUCAAUCCCAACUAUUCCUCCUCUCCUAUUUCAUACUCAUCUUCAGUGAAUGGAUCUCCAGCACAAGGUCAGGGCAACAUGUGGAGUCCACAGUCCAGGAAAUUUUCAACCUUCAAGUCAAAUUUUGAUAACCCUUUCCACAUUAGAGAGUCCAAUGAGUUCAAUGGACCUUAUUGCAUGAUGGCAAAGGUAGAACGGAUUUGUAGAGACAGUCAGAAGUUGAGAGAUGUAGAACAUAAGCUGCGAAAGUUUAGGACGCUUGUUUAUCGGUUGGAACAAGUUGAUCCUGGAAAGUUGAAGCAUGAGGAGAAGCUAGCCUUUUGGAUUAAUGCGCACAAUGCAAUAGUGAUGCACGCAUUUUUAGUUUAUGGAAUUCCCCAAAGUAGUACAAAAAGAAUGUCUAUCCUACUUAAGGCUGCAUACAAUGUAGGAGGUCACGACAUUAGCAUAGACAUGAUACAGACUUCUAUUCUCGGGUGCCAGUUGCCUCGUCCAGGACAGUGGUUGAGGGUACUAUUUUCUUCAAAAAUAAAAUUCAAGAUUGGAGAUGCCAGGAGGGCCUAUGCACUUGAACACCCUGAACCACGCCUGUGUUUCGCUCUUUGUUCAGGAAGCUACUCAGAUCCUGUGGUUCGUGUAUAUACGUCGAAGAGAAUUUUUGAGGAGCUGGAAACGGCAAAAGAAGAGUACAUUCAAUCAAGUCUCAGUCUACGUAAGGAAAAUAAAAUUCUUCUACCGAGGAUUGUGGAGACUUUUGCAAAGGAUUCAGACCUCUGCCCGGCUGGUUUGGUGGAGAUGGUUGAGCAUUUUAUGCCUGAUUUUUGGAGGAAGAACAUUAGACAGUGUCAACAAAAGAAGCUGAUGAAGAACAUUGAAUGGAUCUCUCACAACUUUGCGUUCCGUUACUUACUUUCAAAGGAAUUAGUCCAAUGAUUCCACUGCUUCUGGAAGGCGAAAAGAGUCUCCACUCUCCACGCUUGGAGGAUAACAUAAAUGAUGUUGUUGCAGUUGCAGGAAUUAUUAGUUGGGUUUGCAGACAUUUUCAUACAGUUUCUAGCCCAUGCCGGCAUGACAGCUUAGAAUGACAGAUGAAUCACAACUGAUCGCUGAUGCUGAUAUUGUGAUAUUGGCUGGCAUGAAUUGAUUCUAUUAAUGGGGAAAAAGCAACAUAUGAUCAGACUGUACACUGAUUUCAUAUCCAUGGAGUCUUUCUUGGUGCUUUUGGAAGCUGGAUAAGCAUAGCCAUGAUUUGUUGUCAUUCUUUACUGUCAUGUAAACCUUAUUUACAAGAGAAGCAUAUGUAUAUGCUAGCUUCUUUUAUUUUAUGAGCAUAUGUAAGCUAGCUUGAUAGAAAUGUUAUUUCUACUUUGUACAUUACUACCUUUUAUUGUGGAAAACUUUGCAAUGCAGAGUCUCUGUUUAGUCUUUACUUUUGGAUAACAGAGGAGGAAAACU
Tripterygium wilfordii is the source of this 2382-nucleotide messenger RNA. RefSeq lists its product as uncharacterized. Lineage: Eukaryota; Viridiplantae; Streptophyta; Magnoliopsida; Celastrales; Celastraceae. The record is from RefSeq and is a predicted model, not a curated record. The coding region runs from base 283 to 1860 and encodes 525 amino acids. The transcript is spliced from 9 exons.